AAGUAGUUGUUUAUACGCGCAAUUUACUGUAAGACCAUCCGGAUAUUGGUACUAGGCUAAUAUAAGUGUCAGUUCCGGGGAUGUCGUUUACAUAAUUGAAUUUGCUUGCUUCAGUAGGAAUACUAUACCUCUGUUUUAACGACUUUUUAAACACAUGGAAUUAAAAUGAUAAAGACAAUCCGCAAGGCAUGGAAUCCAAUAAAACUGCCUCUUUUCGGAUAAAUGACGAAUAACCGUCGGUGGAUAAUUAGGUAAUAUUGCAUAAAACUUCUGGGAAGAAACAUCGAUGGGAUUUCUGUAUGUUUUGCGGAGUCUAUCGAUUGUGUUUAUUCCUAUUUGGACAAGGUUUCUGUACCAAAUCUCCUUCGAUUAUACCCAUGGCAAUAACAUAACGAUGGAAAUCUGAGACGGGAUGCUAAGUGAGGUGUGUGUUAACCGUGAUUAAUGUAUUGUUUGCCUUAAUUACAAAAGUUCUUGACAAGCUAUGGAUCAAAGCGGGAAUCAGACGAGACCAGAAAGACGAGAGGUCCGGUCCAUUUGUGUUCCCGUGCCGACCAUUAUUCUUAAUACGUCAGAGGAGAAAAAUGCGCAGACAGUUUUGACACAUUCUAGGUCUGCUGGGGAUUUAGAUGUUGUCCUUAACGACGCCAACAACUUCGAAGCAUAUGUUAACAAAGAUGGGAAGAUCAAGUUAUCAGGUUCUGUGUCAGAUGGUAUACAAGAUCCGGAGCAGAGAAACGCCAUUGGUUUGUACUGCUCACCUCGACUGCCGAGGCGUUCAAAUCAGGCAGAGUCGUCCCAACAAAAGACUUCUGCCAUGUUCGUGGAAUCUCUGAAUGCUUGUAGUUUAAACUGUCUUGACCCUGGAAGUAGAGUUGGCAGUUCGGUUUCCUUAAACAGUGAGUACACUUCAAGAAGUGUAGGGUUAAUUUCAAACGAUUCCAACUCUGAGUCGUCCCAACUGGGAUUUGCUGGAGGUGUGAUGGAAGGUUCGUACCAAAGACAUGGCGUUCUUAAACGGUUUUAUUCAACGCCAGAAAAGGACGACGAAAUACUGCAAUACCAAACGAAUGUGCGUCGAAAUUCCAAAUCUAUGGGUAAUAUGCAAAAGGAAGACUUACACAAUUUUGUGUCAUUUGACUUUGGGAGCGAUUCAACGGAGCAACAUAAUCAAUUUGACAGAGAACAGGGAAAUGUCGAAUUCUGUGAUGUUGAUCAAUCACUGGCAAGGCGGACGGCUGAUACCGAGGAGGAGGAGGAGGGUGCUAACAUGAACGCUAAAUCAGAGCGCCAUCUUGUGACGUCAGUAACAGGAGGUGCAUCCAUGCGUGAAGGCCGGAUACGGAAAUGGUUGACUGAAAUAACAGACCCGGAUGAAAACUCAAAUUCUUAGAUUAAGUGAUAUGGUUUUGUGAAGAUACAAAUGGCCUACAAAAUACAAUUAUAUUUAUUGAUAUAUUAUUAUCUUUCAUUGACAGGGGUACAUUCUGUCAGACCGGGUGAAAAGCAACUGAUUAUAUAUGCCAGCUGUAUCCUCGGAGUUUGUGUCUUGUGGACAGUAGCAUACUCAUUGACAUGUUUACAUAAAAUGGAAAAAAAGAUAAACCGAUAGAUAUGCCAAUAACAAAUGUGCGGGUUUAUAAAUGCAUUUUGUUCUUCCUUUUCACCUCUCAAAUAUAUAUAAAAUAAUUAUUAUCAUAUGGGGUCAUGCUUAAAGCUGCACUCUCAGAAAUUGACCGUUUUGACAAUUUUUUGAUUUGUUUAGGAAUGAGCCCAUUUUUGCGUUAAUGUCUGGGAACCAGAGAUACACAAGCCUCCUGACAAAAGAUCAGAUCGCAGUGUUUCAUGUUUACGUUCACAAAUUGAUGUUUUAUAGCUAAAAGCGUAAAUAACGCUUUAUGAAAAUUGAAGUUGCUCCAUUUUUCUAGACAACUGAGAUCUGUUCUAUUGUGAGUUAUCUUAUAUGACUGAAUUGAAGGCAUUGAUACCAAAUUAGGUUGAUUCUAAGACAAAAAUAAAAAAUGUCAAUCUGUGAGAGUGCAGCUUUAAUUAAUGCAGUGAAAGAGAACAAAGUCAGCUAAUUUAGCACAAUUUUCAAAUAAUGGCCCGAUACUCAUAAAGUAGCUGUUUGUGUUUUUUUUUCAAUUCUAUAAGUAGAUGGAUCACCUCUUUUCCUUAUAAACUCAUUAAAUUGAAUCCAAUUGUUUUUUGUUCUAUUUAGUUUAUAUAGAACAACUGACACCUAACUCAAGCCCUUUGGGAAGGUUGCUAGCAGCAAUAUGGAGAAAAUAACAUUAUAUUACAUCAUUCGAAUACCAGAAUGUUACCUAGGGAAAUCUCAAUGUAAGAAACGUUGUUUUAAUGACCUUUAUUUGUUUUAGUAGCCCUAAAUUUGUUACCAAUAUUUUCACGCUACUUUAGUGAGGUAAUUUCACAUGUCAACCAAAAUAAAUUUUGCGGCUCAAAGAAAUCCUCAUAAUUCAAAAAGGUUUAUUAUUUUAUAUAAUGCAAAAUCUUCAAGCAAAGGAGAUUUCAGACAAAAAAGAGAAAAAUAAACUGAUCUGACAAAAUAGAUCUACCAUUAAGAUUUCCUUCAUGUGCUUCAUUUUGACAAAUUCUGAUGCAUUGUAUCAGUCAUCACUUAUAUUUUACUAUGCAUUUAAAGUCUUGAAUAAAACCACAGUUUUGAUCAACAUGACUUUACUUGAGUUUCAAUAAGUCGGAGAAUGGUCAAAUUACAAUGAGCUAGCGAGUGUUUACCUUUGCCUAAACAUGCUUUAUUCAAAGAAUGAACUGCGUGAUUGAUGUCAUUAUCGGAAUAUUAACGCAACUGCGCUGGUUAAAGUGUGAGAUGUCUAAAGAACUCAACGCGUACUUUAAACCGGCCCAGCUGCGUGCAUAUACCCGAUAAUGAUAUCAAUCACGCAAUUCAUUACUUAUGUAUUCACCAAAAAGUAAUUGUUUCUUUCCAGUACUGUUAAAAAAUAUCUAAUUUCAUUAUAAAAAACCUUACAUUUUUUCUUUCUCACACAUCCUUUAAAUAGAACGACCCGAACGUUCCCGGAAACAGUUUACCGUAUGCUGUCAAAAUAACGUUGAAAAAAACAACAAAUCAUUACAAAACACUUAUUAAUGUUAAAAUAAGACGCUAAUAACAGCAGCACAUUUAACAAAUAAAAAAAAUAACACUUUUCAACAUGUUCAUUAAAGAUGGCCUGCUAACACAAACAAUAACAAGAUACCUAAACAAUUUUCAGUUUAAGUUAAACGCAAUGAUUCGCGGUCCGAACAUAUACGAAGAUGAUGACGUCAUCGGAAAAUACUCGCAAUUGCCGAAAGACCGUUCAUAUAAGGAAUGCAGGUUUGGGGUGUAAAUAUAACAUGUUGGGCCUAUUGAAAUUUGUUAAAGUUAAAAUCGUUGUUAACGGCAUCGUCAUCAACUUUUAAAGGUGAUUUAUUUUAUGAUGUGCUAAUAUAUUUGCAUUAAUAAAGAACAGCUGAAA
This is a messenger RNA of Mya arenaria, 3503 nucleotides long. RefSeq lists its product as uncharacterized. NCBI's taxonomy places the organism in Eukaryota, Metazoa, Mollusca, Bivalvia, Myida, Myidae. Bases 485 to 1393 code for a protein of 302 amino acids. The record is from RefSeq and is a predicted model, not a curated record. The transcript has a single exon.